GUCUACCUGCCCGUUUGCCUCGUUCUGUGCCCUGUCUCAGUUCUGCUGGAGUUCCUCUCUGGUCUCGUCCGUGGAUUCACUGUGUUCCUCAGCUACAGAGUGAAGAGAACCAGAACUCUUCCUUCACUCCUGAUCAGAGACAAACUGAGGUAAGUUGCUGAACACUCUGAUCUUUUAGUCCACAGCUUCUAUGUUUCAGUGUUCAUGUGAUAGUGAAGAUAUUGAGUUUAUGAACAUUAUUGCAUGAUUUGAGUUUUAGAAUUAUUUGCUUGUGUUUAUUGUUUUUGUGUUUGUUUCAUCUGUUUAAUACGUUUUAUGCACUUUAACAGAGUUCUGAAGAGUUGAAGCUAUUUUGAGCUCAGGAAAUAUCUCAAGUAAUAACUUCAUGAGUGUUUCAUGUAAAGAGGGUAUCAAACUCUCCUGUGAAGCUCUUCUUGUGUCAAUGAUUGUAUUUUUGUACAAACGAUUGCAGUAAAGUUCUUGCUGAGGAACAACCAUCACAUCACUCUCGUGAUUAUUUAUCCCCAUUUUUCAGCGGGUGUAACGCAUACAUCCAGUUACACAACGCACUCUAUUAUGUAUUACUGUGUAUUGUUUAAGACUGUUGAAGUUAGAUUUGUUCAAUAUUCAGUCUACAUUGGUGACUUCUCUUUGCUGAUCACUGCAGCUUUGUCCUACUUGUGAUUGUAGUCUCAUGCUAUGAAAUCAACGGCUAUUGAGGGAAUGUUUCAUUUAGAAAAAUACAUUUAUCUCAAUGCAAUCUCUGAACUUUGUGUAUUAUAAUAUUUACUUUUUGUGUGCAUGAUUAGAUUUGUGUGAGUGUAUAUUUACUGCUAUUCCCCAAAACACAAUAGUACAAUGAUUUCUGUAUUUCUUUAUUUUUCUAGGAGAGCUAUGGAGAAGUUUGAAGAAGAAGUUAAAGAACUUAUCCAAACCAGGGGACCUGCCGAGGCAGCUGCAAAGAUCAAGGCUUAUUUGGAUGAGAAGAAGAAUGUUCCAGUAAAUAUUGGCAUCACAGGAGAGUCCGGCGCUGGUAAAUCCACCUUUGUUAAUGCCUUUAGAGGCUUAGAUGACGGGGAUAAGGGAGCCGCCCCCACUGGUGUUGUAGAAACCACCUCAGUGGUUACAUCAUACCCCCAUCCACAACAUCCCAAUGUUGUAUUUUGGGAUCUUCCUGGUAUUGGCACCACCAAAUUUCCAGCUGACAAGUACCUGAAGCUUGUUGGAUUCGAAAAGUUUGACUUCUUCAUCAUCAUCUCAGCCACUCGCUUCAGAGAAAAUGAUACGAAGCUCGCUGAAGAGAUUCAAAAAAUGGAGAAAAAGUUCUACUUCGUCCGCUCGAAGAUUGACGAUGACAUACGUAACGAAAAAAGAGGUCAGAAGUCAGCGUUCAACGAAGAACAGACUCUGAACAAAAUCAGGGAAAACUGCAUUCAAGGUGUUAAGUCUCAACAAGUCUUCCUGGUGUCCAGCGUUGAGCUCCACCUGUACGAUUUCCGUCUGUUGGAGGAGACCCUGAGGAGAGAACUUCCUGCACACAAGAGACAUGCUCUACUGUUGGCUGUACCCAACAUCAGUCUUGGGAUCAUCAGCAAGAAGAAAGAGGCUUUACAGUCACAAAUAAAGUGGCAUGCUACAAUGGCUGCAGGCAUGGCAGCUGUACCAAUUCCUGGGCUCUCUUUAGUCGUUGAUGUAGCCGUGCUGGUUUCUGUCGUCGGAGGCUACCAAGUUACUUUUGGUCUUGACAGCUCUUCACUGGAGAAUCUUGCUGAUCGUGCAGGUGUGCCUUUGAAUGAUCUCAAAGCAGUGAUAACAUCCCCUUUAGCUGGAAAUGAAAUCAGCAGAGAUCUUAUCAUUAAGCUACUGACCUCAUCUGUGGGUGACGCUGCAUUAACGGCAGUAGAGGCAUUUUUUAUAGGUAUUCCAAUAUUGGGAAUCCCAGCAGCAAUUACCGCCACCAACAGAGCUUUGAAUGCUUUCCUCACCAUGAUUGCUGAGGAUGCACAGAGGGUGUUUAAAAAGGCCCUGGGUUUGAACACCCCAGUCUGAUACCAUGGGAAUGGAAAUAUGAAACAUGUGAAACUGUUGGUGUACAAUGCAAAUGAGCUUCUGAAUUAUUUGUGAGAGUGCACUAUAAUAUUAUUGUAGUAAAAGCACUGCAGACAAAUCAUAGUUUUCUAACCGUGUCGCACAUUUAACCAAAACACAAAUCAGAAAUUGUGGCGCUUACUUUCGCUUAAUGAGCUGAAAUUUGUGAUUUCUUAAUGAUGGAAACCCAGUUCUUCCAUGAUGAGUUCUCCGUGUCGAGUUCCAGAAGUUUGUACAAACACACAGAACAUCCUUGUCGUUCACUACCAUCUAGUGGACAUAUCCCUUACAUUACCAUUAGGUUUUUCUAAAUGACAGCCUCAGUGAAAAGGUACGUUUGAAUAAUUAUUAAAUGUUUGUUCUCAUGGAUAUGAGUUAUUCUUCUAUCCACAAAGGACUGGGCUGUUGUGACUGUCAUUGCAUCUUACUGGAGAUUCCACUGAUUCCCUCUACUCUGCAAAGAACCUGAUUCAAACCUCAUCAGCAUUUUAAAGUGACAGACGUCGUCUGUUACAGUGGCAAGAACCACCCGUCGUUCUAAUGCUCAACAACAUGCGGACAUGGUAUGUGACAGAUGGUACACAUCUUGUGUUGGCUAGUUUAACAGUGUGAGGAGGAGGAGCAGGAAGUGGGAGUGGCCUGGCUUGAUCAGAGCAUAUAUGGGGGAAUGAGUUCUGCCAACAAUUGUAUGUAAAUGUGGGUUUCCUUGCUCUGAGUACAUUUGUUUGCAGUACCUUGAUGCUUGAGUUAUUUAUGUUCAGUUACAAUGACGAACAUUGUGUUAAUCCUCCUCAGUUAUAAGUUUGUCAGAUAUUUUCUCUCGAUGUAUUACAUUUAGUGUAUGAUGAUGUAUGUUUUCAUUUAGAUAAAACCUGCACUGUUUGUGCCGUCCUCACCUGCCCCACCAUCUGUUGUCUAUCAAUAAAUCUCAAUGGAAGUGGACUCUACGGGUGUUUCAUUUACUGCGUCGUGUGGAAAUAUCUGUCUCGACAAACUUCUUACAGCAAAGAAGUACAUUACACCUUAACCUUCCCAACUGCAGUAUAAACAGCAACACUGACUGCACAUCUAGUUGAAGCAUCAGAUUCUGGAGGAAGCAGCCGGCACAGGAACAACACCUGGCAUUGUUUGAAAUGGUUACAUAAAGACACCCAACUGGUGAGGAGGAGCAGAGU
Messenger RNA from Anarrhichthys ocellatus (wolf-eel), 3263 nucleotides. RefSeq names its product interferon-inducible GTPase 5-like. Gene Ontology annotation, cellular component: membrane. The transcript is spliced from 3 exons. The record is from RefSeq and is a predicted model, not a curated record. Gene Ontology annotation, molecular function: GTP binding. Lineage: Eukaryota; Metazoa; Chordata; Actinopteri; Perciformes; Anarhichadidae. The coding region runs from base 859 to 2049 and encodes 396 amino acids.